This is a messenger RNA of Aplysia californica (California sea hare), 2342 nucleotides long. RefSeq names its product dnaJ homolog subfamily C member 11. NCBI's taxonomy places the organism in Eukaryota, Metazoa, Mollusca, Gastropoda, Aplysiida, Aplysiidae. Gene Ontology annotation, biological process: cristae formation. The record is from RefSeq and is a predicted model, not a curated record.
CUCUACCAAGGUAACAUGGCUGCGUCCUUGGAGGAAGACGAUGAUAUUCUGAAGAGUGAUUAUUAUGCUCUUCUCAAUGUUGCGAGAGACGCCUCCCUAGAAGAAAUCAACAAUGCUUUUCGACAUCUCAGCAAAAUCUACCAUCCAGAUAAGCAUGUCAACCCAGACCGAAAGAAGAAAGCAGAGGAGAUAUUCAACAAACUCAGAAAGGCCCAUGAUGUUUUACGAGACAAGCGCACACGGGCGGUGUACGAUAUGUUCGGCGAGAAGGGCUUGGAGCAAGGGGAUAUGGAGCUAUUUCCGGUUUGGAGGGAGAAUCGAAGUGACCCAGCUGGGGUACAGACCAAGUGCAACAUUCAUGCUGGCGUACCAGUUUGACCGCAACAUCCAAGGUCGUCUGACGUACAAUCUGAGCCGGCCGUCCUCCAUCAACACCACGGUCGUCUACAGCAACGAACAGCACCAUCUGUCCACCUCCGCACAGCUCGGCGUGCGGUCCAGCCAUCUGUCCUUGACCUACGUCCGCACAUUCCUGGAACACAAUACCAAAGUCCGCGGGGCUCUCAAACUAAGCACGGUGGGCAGUGUGGUGGAGUGCUCGGUGGAGAAAAAGAUCACAGACUUCAGCCACGUCGGGGGGACCCUGCUGGUGGGAGUGCCGCUGGGAGUGCACCUCAAGAUCAAACUUCUGCGCGGCCAGCAGAGUUUCUUCUUCCCGAUCUACCUGUCAGAGGGCCUGAGCCCCAGCGCCAUCGUGUACGGCGCGGUCGUCCCCUUGGUCUCCUACUUUGUGAUACGCAAGCUCAUCGUCAACCCCUUCCUCAAGCAGCAGAAGCAAAGGGAGAUGGAGAAACAGAAGGAGGAAUACGCAGAGAGGCUGGCACAGAGGAAGGAGGAGGCCAGCAAAGCUGUGGAGCUGAUGAAGGCAACGUACGAGCGCUGCGUCGAGAUGGAAGAGAAGAAGUCGGGUCUGGUGGUCAUGAAGGCUCUCUACGGGAAGCUGUUGUCUUCUGAUGAUGGAGAGAUCCUGGAGCACACAUGUAUCGACGUGACCAUCCCCAUCCAGGCACUGGUCAAGGACUCUAAGCUCAUUCUGCCCGAGACACUUUCAAAGAGCGGCCUUCCUGGCUUCUACGACCCGUUCAUCGGUGAGGAAAAGAAGCUGUACAUUCGCUACAAGUUCCGCAGCCGGCUACACCAAGUCUUCCUCUCCGACACGGAGCCUAUACGACUUCCACAGCAGAAACAUCUGAUGCAGGUGGAGGAACCGCAUGUGAGAAGUUUGUGACGUCGGUGUGACAGCGGAGUGACAUCGGUGUGACGGAGGUGUGACGUCGGUGUGACAGCGGAGUGACAUCGGUGUGACGGAGGUGUGACGUUGGUGACCGCGGUGCAACAUUGGUGUGACAGCAGUGUGACAUCGGAGUGACAGAGGUGUGACAGCAGUGUGACGUCGGUGACCGCGGUGCAACAUUGGUGUGACAGAGGUGUGACAUCAGAGUGACAGAGGUGUGACAUCGGAACUCGUCGUAGACCAAGAGGGGAGGGGAGGUGUCAGACUCGAUCGCUCGCCGCCCUAACUGAGCCGGCACCGACUGGGCGAGGGGGAAGAACUUGAACCAUUGUUGUUCCCAACUCUGAUCUAUGAAUUAAUAAGGACUAAUAUGUUAAAAUAAUGACAAAUGAAGGCGUAGCAAGCUUGGCUCUAACCCCGGCUUGUCAUUUCUAAGUCGCUAGUUUGUUUACGUUUGGUGUAAGGUUUUGUCUCAUGAAGAUUCUCGGGGAUGAACAACGGAAAAUUGUCUCGGGUUUCCGGAAAAAAUAAAAUUUUCUGGUGGGCUGGAUAAUAUGAUAAAUUUUUCCAGCGGGCUGGAUAUGGGCCGCGGGCGUUGAGUCUGACACCUGUGACCUUGAACCUCAUCGUCCCGCGUCAUCUGUGGGGGUCGUCGCUGCGCCGGCUCAACUAUCUGUCGUCUGCCAUGUCUGCCCGGAUCUAUCGUUCCUGCCAAUCUGUCGUCUAUCCUGUCUACCGAUCUGUCGUUCCUGCCUGCGGUUUAUCGCUGGAGCUCACUGGCCAGGCCUGAGGGGAAAAAUGUUGUUGUUGGUUCUGUUGGAAUGUUGGUUGGUACGUGCUGGGAAAGGAGAGUUGUGAGAGAGGAGAGAGAGUUGUGUGAAUAUCGAAUUGAAACAGCUGAUUGGAAGUCUAAGUGAGAUUACGGGGGGGGGGGGGGGGGUGAUCAUCGCAGUCUUUGUUAUGUUAAAGAAAUAAUCUUACACAUACAUACACACACACAUACUUACACACACACAUACUUACACACGCACAUACUUGCACAUACACA